AUGGUUGAGAUGAGUUGUGAGAAGCAUGACUAUUACGCAGCUGGAUCACAGUUUGUGACGCAUACUAUGGGAAGGGUUUUGGAGAAAUACGGAGUUGAGUCUUCGCCGAUCAAUACUAAAGGGUAUGAGACGUUGCUGGAUUUGGUGGAGAACACAUCGAGUGACAGCUUUGAGCUUUUCUAUGGUUUGUUUAUGUAUAACCCGAAUGCUCUUGAACAGUUGGAGAGAUUAGAUAUGGCGUUUGAAUCCGUUAAGAAGGAGCUGUUUGGGAGAUUGCAUCAGCAGUACAGGAAGCAAAUGUUUGGUGGGGAGAUUCAAUCCCCUAAGAAAACAGAGCAGAAAUUGCUCAACGAUGGUAAUGUUGUUCCCAUCAAAGAUGUAACAUCAUCAUCAUCAUCUUCUUAA
This is a messenger RNA of Camelina sativa (false flax), 405 nucleotides long. The record is from RefSeq and is a predicted model, not a curated record. Lineage: Eukaryota; Viridiplantae; Streptophyta; Magnoliopsida; Brassicales; Brassicaceae.